Messenger RNA from Marchantia polymorpha subsp. ruderalis, 1908 nucleotides. Lineage: Eukaryota; Viridiplantae; Streptophyta; Marchantiopsida; Marchantiales; Marchantiaceae. The record is from the annotation of a GenBank genome assembly.
CCCUUGACCGCAACUCGUCCUUCCUGCUUCUCUCGACAUUCAUCCUCUGCCUGGUUGCUUGGGGGCAUCUGCUCUUCCCUCGUCUACCUCUCUCUUCUCGUCCUGCUCUAUUCUCAGUCCUCGAGAUUCAGGUCGGCCUUGGGCCCUUUCUCUUCCCGUGAAGAAUUGCAGCACUCUCUCUCGCUGAGGGAGCAGGGAGAGUAAGAGAGAUACGAGUCAGAGUGGAAAGACAGGACACGUUCGGCAGUGGAAAAGAAAAUUAGAAAAUUUUUGGAACUCCGACGUUGCUCGCUCGCCGCAGAGUAGCUCAAUCUGAGUUGAGGAUUCGUCAUUCAUUCUCUGAGCCUUAAAGAAAAUUUAUUGAGUUUGCAGGAAUCGAACAAAAGAGAGACAGGAAAAAAUGGCCGAGAAGGGAACAGGAAAGGAUGCGGAGCAAUUUGUCCACAAAGACUACCACGACCCGCCUCCUUCCCCUCUCAUUGAUGCUUCAGAGUUCGGAAGAUGGUCAUUCUACCGUGCCAUCAUUGCUGAGUUCGUGGCCACGCUGCUCUUCCUUUACAUUACAGUAGCUACCGUCAUCGGAACCUCGCGCUCCACUUCAGCCGAGGCACCAUGCGGUGGUGUGGGAAUUCUCGGUAUUGCAUGGGCCUUUGGAGGCAUGAUCUUCGUCCUUGUUUACUGCACCGCUGGUAUCUCAGGAGGACACAUCAACCCAGCAGUGACCUUCGGCCUCUUCCUCGCUCGCAAGGUCACUCUUCCACGAGCCGUAUUGUACAUGAUCGCUCAAUGUUUGGGAGCAAUCUGCGGCUGUGGUCUCGUCAAGGCAUGGCAGUCCAGCCUCUACAACAGGUAUGGAGGAGGUGCGAACUCCGUCGCUAGUGGAUACAGCAAGGGUACUGGACUCGGAGCCGAAAUCAUUGGAACAUUCGUUCUCGUCUACACCGUCUUCUCUGCCACCGACCCCAAGCGUAAUGCUCGUGACUCCCACGUCCCGGUCUUGGCACCUCUUCCCAUCGGAUUCGCCGUCUUCAUGGUCCAUUUGGCCACCAUCCCCAUCACCGGAACUGGAAUCAACCCGGCCCGAAGCUUUGGAGCAGCUGUGAUCUUCAACGCCGAGAAGUCCUGGGAUGACCACUGGAUCUUCUGGGUCGGACCCUUCAUCGGAGCAGCUCUGGCCGCAGCGUACCACCAGUACGUGCUGAGAGCCGGACCCUUCAAGGCCCUGGGAUCAUUCCGCAGCCAAGCACACGUAUAAGUCGACAGAGUCGUAAUCAGAGUGAUAUGAAGCUCACCACGUGUACUAUGGUUGUGAAUUUGUGCACUACUAGUCAGUCAAGUCUUCGAUCUUCAAUGUGGUUUUUGGGACGCCCUUGCGAAGCAUUAUUGUGUCCGAGCAUUCGUUUCAGACGGCAAGGGGAGAGGGUCCGGUCCGACGCUUCGAGCGCAAUAACUGAGCAAACUGUCGUCAUCAUCAGCAGCAGCAUCAGCAUCAUCAUGUAUGUGUAGCAGGAUUUGUGUGUCAAUAUGCUUUGUCCAAACCCAAUUGUGUACAAACGCGGUCGUCCUUUUAUAAGAUCUCUGUUUUGUACUUACACCUUCGACAUCCUCCACAUGUGGAGAGUGGUGUGUGUGAAAGGCCAAAUCAUUCAAAAUGCUGGCAUUUAUCUCUCUAGGCUAGAACGUUCUUUGUCAAACUAUAUGUCAGACCACUCGGAGGUCACACAUUCUCCUCCUACAUUUACCCUUGGGGUGAGUUUGUCAUUGAGUCCGCACUCUGAUCCAUCCAUGGCGCAACCGAUCGCUGUAUAGAUUAAGAUUCGAAUAAAAGUCAGUGUUUUUUUGUGUAAGGCUUCUCUACAAUUGUGAGGUGUCUCAGAUUUUUUAUAAAAGUUCUCUUUGUUCGUUCAA